GGCUCUCUGGCCCUUUAAGGCGGAUUUUUCCGCCGUCGACCUGGGGGCGGGGAAAGCGUCGCGCUCACCAGGCGGUGGCCGCCUCCGGAGCACUCUGAGCGAGCAGAGAGCUGGGCGCGGGCGAGAUGGCCCUGGUGCCCUAUGAAGAGACCGCGGAAAUGGGGCUGCAGAGAUUUCACAAGCCUCUUGCCACCUUCUCCUUGGCAAACCACACGAUACAGAUCCGGCAGGACUGGAAGAAACUGGGAGUCGCAGCGGUGGUUUGGGACGCGGCUGUCAUUCUGGCCACGUAUCUGGAGAUGGGAGCUGUGGAACUCAGGGGCUGCUCUGCCGUGGAGCUGGGUGCUGGCACGGGGCUGGUGGGCAUGGUGGCUGCCCUGCUGGGCAUAAUCACACCAGCAGAGAAGAAUGGGAAAGGAGAUAACAGUAAGUUUUGGAGGCUGGAAAUGGAUGAAUGGUAAUGAACUUGGAAAACCUCAGAAGGCCAACUCAUGAGGCAGAGGCAGGGACAGACUGAUUUCUCCCACAAAGUCCUUAAGAGGCUCAGGAUCUAAGGCACCCCAGAAGGUAGAGUGAAAGGAGAGGCUGAAAAUAAGGAAGGCUGAUUGAAGGUCUUUGAAAAGCAAUUGGAUCCCCUCUUCAACUCUCUGUGGAAGAAUAACUAAUCUAUACCCUAUGCUGACAGAAAAAUGGAGGUUUAUUUUCUGGAUAGAAGGUUUCUUGACUGCCUAACACCAGGCACUGCUGAGGUGGGGUACUAAGUCCCAGUCCUCUUCCCUCGUCUGGCUCAAAGGUCUUUACCUAUAAGCAGAAGAUUAGUAAAGCUUUUCUCUGCGAACCUGACCAACACUUAAGGGAGAAGAAAGACUUAAGGAGAUAAUGACAGUGAGAUGCCACAAUCAUCCUACCGUGAAGCUCGUAACUCAUAGAUGUUAGGCCCCAAACAAAUCCACAGAACCUCCAAUACAGGUUUUUGGUUCCCUACUUUUAAGUGUAGGCAGAAAACCUCGAGUUACCAAAUAUUCAAGGAAAUCUUCUGAUAGGAAAGAUGGUGACCAAAACAGAUAGAAGGGAGAAAAGGUACAUAGAAAAACAUCUAUGGGGAGAGAAGAAAACUUAAAACUUAAUUAAUAUUAUCAGAGGUAAGAGAAAAUACUGCCUUUGUGAAACAUAAAGAGGAUGCUAUUAAAACAUAAAAGGACUAUUCAGAAACAAAGGGAACUCUUGGAAACAUGACAGCAGAAAUAAAAAAAAUCUGACAGAUUGGUUGAAAUGUGAAGUUGAGAAAAUCUCCCAGAAAGACAAAGAGACAGAAAACAGGAGAGAAAAGAUGAGAAAAUCAGAGAAACAGUCCUAUAGGUAUAACAUCUGGAUCACAAGAAUCCUAGAGAGAAAAGAGAAAGGAGAAAGAAAAAAAAAAAAAAAUCAUCAACCAAAUAAAGAAAUUGCCCAGAAUUGAAGACCGGAGAUUCCACUAAAAUAAAAGCCCACUGAAUACAACUGCACAAUGGAUGAAAACUGAUACAAACCAAGGCCUUGAUAAUGAAAUAGUGAAGCACUGUGAACAGAGAGAUUUUUACAAGAUAACAGAGAUACAAAGUAAGAAAUGGAUUUAGUCUUUUCAAACAGCAACACAAGAAGUUGACUGUGGAUCAAUGCCUUCAAAAUUUGAAAGAAAAAUUUCUUUACCAAGAAUUCUUCACCCAGUCAAACUUGCUCAAGGGACCACUGGAAACAAAAACUCCACAAGAGAAAGACAGUAGGAAGAAAGGAAUUUCCAGGAUGACAUUAUAUACUGGACGUGGAGGACAACCAGACCAGAAAAUGAUGUCCCAAGAGAUAGAUAUGUUGAGGGUUGUCACCACCAAGAUCCCUGCCAGUAUUGUAUCUUCUUUUUACCAGAGGGCUGAAUGUUUGGAUGAGCCCAGAUUCUUAUCUGUGCACAUUGGCCUUGACCAUGUGCUGAUGAAGUCCUGAUGCUCUUACCUUCGUUCCCGCACCUGCUUCAUCUUGAGUACUUUUACUUCAUCCCUAAAUGUAUUCUGCUUUGCCUUAUACCUGAGGGCUGGAGGUGGGUCCAGGUGAUCUUAGGAGAGAACACAAAGCAGCCCACCGCUUCUGACUACAUUGCUGCUGGAGGUCUGUUUGGCCCAUAUUUUAGCUCAGUGUGGUAACCACCUGUAGUUAGCCCUCUAUAUCCCAAGACCCAUUCUUGCUCAUGACUCCUCUAGGAGAGCUUUUAAACUCUUUGGGAAGCUGAAGCUCGACAUACCAGAGCCUUGGCUAGGAUUAUUUUCUUUUGGGAGCUUUCAUCUGAAAGAGGCAAUAUCACAUUUUCUUACCUAGCAGGUAAUUGUUCGCUAUUUGGUUUUUAUAUUAACCACCUUUCUCACUCAUAUAUAUGCCAACAAUUGUUAAUAAAACAUCUGAGAAAAAAUACACAAAAACAAAAAAUAAGGAUGAGAGAAUAUAACCUUAGAAUGCUUAAGACAAAGACAAAAUGAAAGAAUCAUGAAUCAUAUUUAAAAUAUACAGGGACAAAAACUAUCAUCCUUGAAAUUUACCUGUGUGUCAAUUUAUUUGCUUAUCCUAUUUUUUAGUUUAAGCACAUGUAAAUUUAGCCUUUCAGAUUAUCUGCAUUCCCAUGCUCCCAAAUAAAUCUAUAUGACAUGAAAAAAAAGCAGUUAUCAUAUUAGGUUUUCUUCCUUUGUUUAAGAGACAAUCUACCCAUCAGUUUAAAUGUAAUUAUUUCUGAAUCAUGUCACUACAAAUAGUGUUAGUGUUUAACAAUACAGUUUUCUGUUAUGUUACUGAAUCAAUACUAUCAUUUCUAAAAUUAGGCUAAUACUAAAUAAAUAGGAAUUUUGAUAUUCUAAGAAUGUUUCUGCUCAUUUUAUGUAUAUCUCUGUAAUAAAAACUAAGUUCUCUUGUUUAAAACAUAUUCCUCUUAGAAGAGACAACUUGGAAUCUCUCCAUGUAUU
This is a messenger RNA of Physeter macrocephalus (sperm whale), 2981 nucleotides long. RefSeq names its product methyltransferase 21A, HSPA lysine (gene METTL21A). The transcript is spliced from 4 exons. Gene Ontology annotation, molecular function: protein-lysine N-methyltransferase activity. The record is from RefSeq and is a predicted model, not a curated record. Gene Ontology annotation, biological process: peptidyl-lysine methylation. Bases 126 to 461 code for a protein of 111 amino acids. Lineage: Eukaryota; Metazoa; Chordata; Mammalia; Artiodactyla; Physeteridae. Gene Ontology annotation, cellular component: cytosol; cytoplasm.